CCAGGAAACCUCCUCCUGUCAUCGCCGCCACCCGCUUGGCUUGCUGGUCUUGGAGACAGGAGCACUGGCACUGCAGCAGGGACACUGUGGUCGCUACGCCACCAGGGAUUUUUAAACAAUACAUACACUGCUGGGGAAAAUUAUACAGAGACCAUCUCGAUGGCCUUGCAAUGAUGACCAUUAACAGACAUAUGUCUAGGAAUAUCACAUGAUGAGCUGUGUGACUAUGUCUAGAAAGAACCUUCAACAGACAUUCUGGAUUUUCCUCUUCCUUGUGCUGCUCGUUGUCCUCUGGGUUUUCAAUGACUUGCAAGGGGGCCCAGAGUUUCUCUACCUGGGCCCUAACCUCAGCCUUCUCUUCCUUAAUGAGACCAUCUCUCCCAUCAAAGGCACCAGGCAUCUUCAAGUGUCUGCCUACUUGGAUGAAAGGAAAGGAAAGGGAACUGUUCGGAUCAUCACCAUGUUUUACAGACCAGGGCCACACGAUCUUCAGUGCAUUUUUAACUGCAACAACGGCGUCCUGUUCACCAGCCCAGCUCAGGUAGAGCAGCACAGUGACAACUUUGGCUUCCCAUUCGUAACUGCGGAUGUUUUUUGUGAAACAUCUUACAGGUGUAAGGCCACACAUGUCGGCCUUCAAACACAAGGGUCCGUGCAGAAUAAUGACAGCUUGAUGCCCAUUCAAAACCUGCAGCAGCGUAACAACGGCUUUGAGCGAGACUUGACCGUCUGUAUCUCCAAUCUCUUUGGGGACUACAACAAUGUCUUGCAGUUCAUCCAGACCAUGGAGGUGUACAAGAUACUGGGGAUCGGGAGGGUAGUGAUCUACAACACCAGCAGCAGCCACAUGCUGGAGAAGGUCCUGCAUUACUAUGUAAACGAGGACAUGUUGGAGGUGAUCCCUUGGCCGAUCUCUAACUUCCUCAAUCCUUCACGUGGCUGGAGAUUUGAAGAGCACGGUGGGGACAUUCACUACUUCGGCCAGCUCACAACUCUCAAUGACUGUAUUUAUCGCAACAUGUACAAGUCCAGGUUCCUGCUUCUUAAUGACAUUGAUGAAAUCAUUGCUCCUUACCAGCACACAAAUCUGAACCUGAUGAUGGAUGAGUUGGAAAAGAAACAGCCUGACACGGGCGUGUUCCUAGUAGAGAACCACAUCUAUCCAUUUAACGUGUUUGACGAUAGCGGAAGGUUCAAUCUAUCACUGUGGAGGCAAGUACCAGGAAUAAAUAUCAUGGAACACAUCCAUAGGGAGCCAGACCGCAAACACAUUGUAAAUCCCACCAAGAUCAUAGUUAACCCCCGUAAAGUGGAGCAGACAUCGGUGCACUCUGUUCUGAAGAGGUUUGGAAAUGAAUACAGGGUUCCUUUUGACGUCUGUAGGAUCGUACAUGUGCGGGUGCCUUUACAGGGACAUCUGUCCAAAGAGGAGCUGAUUGUGGACACCAAACUGUGGGAAUAUCACAAGGAGUUGGUACCAAGGGUCAAUAAAGUCAUUGGAGAAAGUGGCAUUUUGAGAUGAAGGCAUUGCUAAUUUCAUUUAGGAGGAUGGCCUUCUGAACGUGAAAUGUCAACUACCGCUUGAAGGGAAAGUCAAACAGAUCACGGGAUUAGGCCAAAUGCUGCACAGGCAUGUGUUUGUGUCUUGGAACACCGUCCAUGAAACAACAGCAGCUUUCUGCUUUGAAAUCCCACCAAAGAAACUGAGGACUCGUAUGUGUCCCUGUAGACUGUUCAAUCAUAAUGGUGUGGGUCCCAUGGAGUUCUGCUUUAGCAGCCCUGGUCUGUCUCUACCAUACUGCUUCCCUCCUUGUUUCCUUCACCAAUGACUUCUGAUAAUUGUCCCCAACAGAUACUGUAAUGAAAACCAGGGAAAUGUUUUCCAACAGUUGAUGUCCAAACUGAUGCAAUGUAAUUAAAAUGACUUGCACACAUGGAAACAAUUGUUCACACUUUCUAUCUGACAUUCCUCACUCUGAUCUUAUAUGGUCGGAAGAACACUGACAUGGAUUGCAGCUGCUCCACUACCACACCAAUCACUUCAUGCUAGAGAAAACAUCUUUGGGUUCAUAUAUGUUAUAGGGCGCCUGAGCACCUAUGAAAUAUCCAUC
Messenger RNA from Erpetoichthys calabaricus (reedfish), 2111 nucleotides. RefSeq lists its product as uncharacterized. The record is from RefSeq and is a predicted model, not a curated record. Lineage: Eukaryota; Metazoa; Chordata; Cladistia; Polypteriformes; Polypteridae.